UAUAUAUAUAUACAUAUAUGUGUGUAUAUCGCGUGUGCUUUCUAUACAUAGAGUAUUACGAUUGUGUUAAGAGUUUUGUAGUGGUUGUAUAGUGGCAGGGGGAGGUCCUUAGCCCCCUUCGUGAGGCACACGCCGGUAAUGAGUGUUUAUACCAUAACUGCGGCGACACCAACAACGAGUACAAUAAUAUCAACAACAACGGCGACGACAACAACAGCAUUAACAGUAACGACGACGGCUACGCCAACAACAACGGCGCCGGCGGUUGCCGUGUCGCCUGAAGCUGCACCUGGUUGGAUAGAAUUUUGUGAGAGACACGCCCGCGCUUCGGCUUCUGAUUUUGCUAAAGCUUUCUGUACCUAUGUCAGUUUAAAUUUACCUGAAAGUGCUAGAUUAAAUCUUUCUCAUCAUGAUUUUUUAAAAAAAUUUGUUGAAAGUUUUUGUGAACACUUCGAAAACGAAUAUCUACGUCGUACAGUUAGAUCACCAUCUUUAUAUGACACAAGACAUAGUGCAACUAAUGAUAGAGAUAUUAAUGCUAUAAGUCAAAAUAAUAAUGCUCCUAUUCGUAUAUCAUCUCAUGAAGAAUUCAGUGAUUACUCUGAACAUGAUGGAGAUGCAAUAUCACCAAAACCAUCACACAAACCAUUUUUCCGUCGUUUAUCUUUUAAAGGACUUAAAAAAGGAAAAAGCCUUUUUCAUAAACAACAAAGUGAUGAAGUGGAAUUAUCUCAUAGUGAACAUCGUAGAGAUAAACAUUCAAAAGCUAAACUUUCUAAAAUUGUAGUAGAAUGUAGAAAAGAAGGCAUUGUUAAUUCCUUAAUGGGGGAGAAUAUUGAUGGAACUCAAAAAUGGGAAAAGUCUAGACUUGCUUUAAUAAAAGCAAUUGGUGGAUAUAUGUUAGAAUUUUAUUCUCCUCCAAAAGCAGUAAAACCACGCAGUGGUGUCUUUUGUUCUGCAAUUACUGAAGCCAGAGAAACAACUGCAUUAGAAAUGCCAGAUCAUGAAAAUACUUUUGUAUUAAAAACACAAAAUAUGGAAUUUGUAAUAGAAGCUCAUGAUUCAAAUGACAUGAGAUCAUGGUUAGCUACUAUUAAAUAUUGUAUGCGUACAGUACAACAAAAUUCUAUUAAUCCUAGUUCUGGAGUAGAGGCUACUGGAGAAUCUUUAGGUCAUACUUCAUUAGCUAUUAGUAAUGAAGGAGAUAGAUUAAGAACUAAUUCUGCAAGUAAAAGUUCUCGAUCUACUUCCCAUGAACAUGGAGAUGAAAUAGGUGGCAAUCCUCCAGAAAUACCUCCUAGACUUCGUAUAAGAAGUAAUAGUAAUUUGGAAUUAUGUUCAUCACAACAAGAUAUUGAACAAUUAAAUGUAAAUGAUGGUGAAUUAGAUUUAUCAAGUAGUUUAAGAGAAUAUCCAUGGUUUCAUGGAACUCUUCCUAGAUCAGAUGCAGCACAAUUAGUUUUACAUAGUGCUGCUAAUGGUCAUGGUGUAUUUCUUGUUCGACAAAGUGAAACAAGAAAAGGAGAAUUUGUAUUAACUUUUAAUUUUCAAGGUAGAGCAAAGCAUUUACGUAUGACAUUAAAUGAUCAAGGACAUUGUCGUGUUCAGCAUCUUUGUUUUCCUGCUAUAUAUGAUAUGCUUGAACAUUUUCGUCAGAAUGCCAUACCUCUUGAAUCUGGUGGAACGGCAGAUGUAACUCUCACAGAAUUUGUUGUGGCAAAUCAUGCAAUACGAUCAGCACAUCAUAAUAUGUCUGGAAUAAAUCAACAACAAUUACAAGAAAGAAGACCUCCAGCUGCUCCAGAGGCAAGAGAAGUGCGCACAUAUGGAGGUUCUAUAAGAACACGUACAGAAUCAUUGGAAAGAUUGGAACAACAAAACACCAAUACAGAACAACAAAGUUCAUCAUCAACUAGUGGUAGAGCAAUUCAAAAUACUUAUAGUUUUCUUUGACGUUGGAUCCAUAAUACUCUACCAUCGGGUUACAAUCCAGUUAGUCCUCUAGAUUAAGUAGUUUCUCCAUUAAUUUAGAAAAUCAAGAUAAUUUUUAGUUGAACUUAUUGUUAUUAUAAAUUGUCAUUCUAAAGUGUACUAUUUCACUUAUACAAAUAAUGUAUUUUUUAAUCAAUUAUUUCCGAUUAUUUCAACUUUGCAAGAUAAAAAUUACUUAUAUUUAUUAACAUAUUUACA
Molecule: messenger RNA, 2190 nt
Organism: Apis laboriosa (Himalayan honeybee)
Lineage: Eukaryota; Metazoa; Arthropoda; Insecta; Hymenoptera; Apidae
Gene: Lnk
Product: SH2B adapter protein 1
Exons: 5
Coding region: 139-1953 (604 amino acids)
Biological process (GO): intracellular signal transduction
Cellular component (GO): plasma membrane
Molecular function (GO): transmembrane receptor protein tyrosine kinase adaptor activity
Source: RefSeq, a predicted model, not a curated record